AUGAAAUUAUGUAGAUUUACAGGGGGCAACGCUUAUCAACGUGAUACUGGUAGGACACAAUUGUUUGGAACGCCAGAUGGUUCAAGUAAUCUCGAUGACACUGCUUCUUCAUCGUUUGGUAGUACGGGGAAACUAGACUACUCUCAAAGCAAUUUGGCAUCACUAGAAUCUCAAAGUGAAGAACAAAUGGGAGCCAUGGGUCAAAGGAUAAAAGCUUUAAAAUCAUUAUCAUUAAGAAUGGGCGACGAAAUUAGAGGAAGUAAUCAUACGAUUGAUCAGCUUGGUGACACUUUCCACAACACCUCCGUCAAACUAAAAAGAACCUUCAGCAGUAUGAUGGAAAUGGCCAGGAGAUCAGGAAUUAGCAUAAAAACAUGGUUGAUAAUAUUUUUUUUUGUAGGCUUGCUUUUCUUCUGGGUGUGGAUUAUAUAG
Messenger RNA from Saccharomyces eubayanus, 432 nucleotides. It is a transcript of the gene BET1, whose product is annotated as Bet1p. The coding region runs from base 1 to 432 and encodes 143 amino acids. Gene Ontology annotation, biological process: endoplasmic reticulum to Golgi vesicle-mediated transport. The transcript has a single exon. The record is from RefSeq and is a predicted model, not a curated record. Lineage: Eukaryota; Fungi; Ascomycota; Saccharomycetes; Saccharomycetales; Saccharomycetaceae.